Aphis gossypii (cotton aphid) is the source of this 3392-nucleotide messenger RNA. RefSeq names its product membralin. Gene Ontology annotation, cellular component: endoplasmic reticulum. NCBI's taxonomy places the organism in Eukaryota, Metazoa, Arthropoda, Insecta, Hemiptera, Aphididae. Gene Ontology annotation, biological process: positive regulation of ERAD pathway; response to endoplasmic reticulum stress. The transcript has 13 exons. The record is from RefSeq and is a predicted model, not a curated record. The coding region runs from base 476 to 2455 and encodes 659 amino acids.
ACACGUCGUGCGCACUAUCAUUUUGAACUUCCGAAUGAUUAUUAUUGCGGAAUAAUUUAUUUAUCAUUAUUAUUAUAUUAUUGUCGCAAGGAAAAAUGAUAAAACUUACUCGUAGUACGCGCACAGCAGCAGCUGACGACUACUACCGCGACUAUGAAUUUUCAAGUUGAACCUGUUCGCCGUUCGACUAUCGUCGUGUAUUUGCGUUUUCUUUAAAUCGUCUGUCGAUCCGAUCGAUCGCAAACUGCAGUAAAACGAUUCCGAGUUUGACGCGCCACCGCCCGGCCGAUUUGCUCCUUCGCCGCAAGCCUUACAGUCUAGAGCACACCAAUAUAGGUGUAUCAUUACAACAUCGCCGAUCGCCGUCGCGUUCGGCCCGUACGUCGAUCGACAUUGGGUGACGAUGCAGUGUAGCAUUUGUCGACAUUUUCUGCUGUCGUUUUGUCUGUUGCCAAGUUAAACGGACGACUUCACCAUGCCUACAAACGGUCACGAUCAUGAAGAACUGGUGGUACUGCCACCAAAUGCCUUGGAUAUGAGAACAACAGGAGUGAAUAACAACAACAACAACAAUAACAACAAUAAUAACCAGGCGUUCAAUGUUAGAGACCGCUUGUUUUAUGCACUGUUCUAUAAGGCUACCUUAGGGUAUGCUAGAGUAUUCCCAAGAUCUAUGAGGAGGCUUAUAGAAUUUGUAUUUUUAUUAAAGGCUGUUUUAUCAUUUUUUGUACUUGUUUAUGUGCAUAUGAAUUUUUCACGAAUGCCAGCCAACUGUUUAGACCAUGUAAAAGAUGCUUGGCCUAGAGAUGGUAUAUUACGAGUGGAGAUUAUUCGAAGUUAUCAACGUAGUUAUGCAGAACAAACAGGCACGAUAAAUGAUUUGUUCACCGUGGAAAAGUCUUAUGAACGUGAAUACAAACUAAAACGUUUAGAUUCUAGUGAAGAGCAAUCGACAUUGUUAAAUCGCUAUACUAAAGCUAAUAAUCCCGAGAACAAAAGAGAUGUUGAUAUUGAACCAUCAACCGAAGAAUUAGAUGAAAAUAAAUUUCAAGAGACUAGUACCCCAAAACCUAACUUGUUUAACUACGUGUCAUUUGCAAAUUACUUAAGUGUUGGAGAUGAAAAAAAAGAAAUGUUUAGCAGUACUAGUAAGAUGAAUCGUCAUUCCACCAGUAAAUCAAAUUUCUCACUUACAGAAGACUCAGCACAAUUUCGUUCUACCAAGUAUCCAAAUAGUUCUAUCAGAGGUGUAUUGGGAAUUGAUAGUAAUUCAUUACUCCAGUCUCCAAGUACCACAUUACCUCCAAUUGACGACAAUGAUGGAAUAUUUUAUGAGAAUUACAUUGUUGAAUAUUCUUUGGAGUAUGGGUUUUUGCGUUUGUCACCCAAUGCUAGAACUCGGUUAGGAAUUCCAGUAAUGCUUGUAGCCCUAGAGCCCACUCGAAACAAAUGUUUUGGUGAUUCAGUGGGACAGUUUUUCUUGGAGUAUUUUCUUGGCUAUGACGACUUACUGAUGUCCUCCGUUAAAUCACUAGCUGAAAAUGAACAAAACAAAGGAUUUCUGAGAAAUGUUAUUACUGGAGAACAUUAUAGGUUUGUGAGCAUUUGGAUGGCUAGAACGUCAUAUAUUGCAUCAUUCUUUAUAAUGGUUGUGUUUACUGUAUCGAUUUCUAUGCUCUUGAGGUACUCGCAUCAUCAGAUAUUUAUUUUCAUAGUUGAUUUACUGCAGUUAUUAGAUUUUCACGGUUCACUCUCUUUUCCGGCGGCGCCACUUUUGACUGUCAUACUGGCUUUGGUCGGCAUGGAGGCUAUAAUGUCGGAAUUUUUCAACGAUACCACUACGGCGUUUUACAUCAUAUUGAUCGUCUGGGUUGCUGAUCAAUACGAUACCAUAUGCAGCCAUUGUCCGAUCACGAAAAGGCAUUGGCUAAAGUUUUUCUAUCUGUACCACUUUUCUUUCUACGCUUACCACUAUCGGUUCAAUGGUCAGUACAGCAAUUUGGCUCUCAUCUGUUCGUGGUUCUUCAUUCAGCAUUCCAUGAUUUACUUUUAUCACCACUAUGAGCUGCCGUAUGUGCUGCAGCAAGCCCAACUGCAGCAGGUGAUCAUCCAGCGGCAACAGCAACAGCAUCAUCACCAACAUCAACACCAACACCAGCCAACUGGCGGGGAUUCUUUGCGGCCUGAAGGCAGAAAUCCUAUGGAGGUGACCAUCAGGCCGGUUGUUCAGAACUUUAGCCUGAUGAAUGGACUAAAUAACCUUGGACGUUUGCGGACGGUGCUGUUGCGCCGGAGGAGGGUGAGGACUUUCGAGCCACCACCGCCGCCGCCUAACCCAACCCCAGUUACUCAACAGAACACGUCUCCACAGUCUCCGCGGACGCCUUCUGAUACGACCGGAAGUGCUAGUUCGGAAAACGUUACGGCAGCGGCGCCCACUGUCACAAUGCAAUAGUGCGCUUUUAUACCCUCGAUGAGCUGCCAAACUACCUACCACCUAUAUACCUUACAUACCUAUCUUACUUACCUAUAAUACUCCUACUACAACAACAGUAACCACUACUACCAUAACGACGAUGACAGCAAUUGCUACUACUGCUCCUCCUGCUAUUAUUGUAAUACAGUUUUUACAAUGCCGCGCAGAUUAAAUUAUAAUAUAUAUAUAUUAUAUAUUAUAAUAAACACAUUAACGCUCUAUAAUCUGUGAUAUAUGAUACACGUGUGAUAAUGGUGGUGAUGACGACGAAGACAUGUAAAACGAUGUAUAUAAUAUGUAUAUAUAUAUCACGGGAUUCGAAACGGCAGCGGCAUAUGUAUAGCGAUCGUAUAAUAAUUAUUAUAUAUUAUGUUGCUUUUGUUAUUAUUAUUAUUAUUAUUAUUAUUUUGUAUUUUAUAUUUACUUCUUCUGAAAACGGUACAAGUGAGCGUCCGGAGUUCAUCGUUUGUACGAUAAAUAAUAUUUAUCAUAUUGUAAUAAUAUUAUGUUAAUCGCCGUUCGCACAAAUUCAUUCGCGUGAUUGCGGGGCCAAGUGAAAUUGUGGUUGCUCUGCUGCUGUCGUCUUGCUGUGACGGUGAAAGUAGUAUCGGAAAAUAUAAGUGGUGACGGAGCCCGGGAACGUUUUUUCUUAUUUUAGGGUUGUAUUUGUUUUUAUUUUCACUCUACCUAGUUUGUAAAUUACGAUUGUAUAUUUCUUUUUGUUCUAUAGCAUUUGUAAUUAAUAUAUAUAUUUAUAUAUAUUAUAUGUUAAUUAUUAUAUGCCACUUGUUAUUUUAAAAUAUUGAUAUUAUUAUAUAAUUAUACCGCCGUACUAUAAUAUAUCGUGCAGUGUAUAUGUUGUGUAUGACGUGUACGUAAUUUUUUCGAACAUUCAAUUAUAUUAUAUAAACAUGUA